Molecule: messenger RNA, 3753 nt
Organism: Mycena indigotica
Lineage: Eukaryota; Fungi; Basidiomycota; Agaricomycetes; Agaricales; Mycenaceae
Product: DNA-directed RNA polymerase
Exons: 5
Coding region: 1-3753 (1250 amino acids)
Biological process (GO): mitochondrial transcription
Cellular component (GO): mitochondrial DNA-directed RNA polymerase complex
Molecular function (GO): DNA-directed RNA polymerase activity; mitochondrial promoter sequence-specific DNA binding
Source: RefSeq, a predicted model, not a curated record
AUGGCCGUGCGACGGAACGACAUACAAGCCUUUCUGGACCGGCCUUUACCACUCACGGUCCUUCCUACCCCCCUUCCUCAUAACUUUCGUUCCGUACAAAACGACAUCUGGUUCAGCGACUCAGAAACGCAGGAGCUAAUGGCCAUCAUGGACGCAUGUUUACACAAUCUCUACGACGUUCCGCGGGCUAAAACAAUCUUCGAUCGCCUCCAAGCUGCUCAAAGUGUUGCUAUAGACAGCCGGGUCGUCAACGCCAUGCUCGAAGCCUACCUAAAAAUGGCUUCUCAGAGUGACACCGAAUAUUGGAUCAAGGCUUUAUGGGACCUGUUCGAUUCUUUCCUGGAACCCAGCAAUUCUGCUUACGCCAUCGCAUUGCUCACUGUCCACCGCUUCCCUAACCAUUCACACCUCGGGAUUACCUCCCUUCUUAGUCAAAUGGUCCGCAAUAGCGUGCCCAUCCUCUUCGUUGUUUCUGAUCGUGUACUGGCCGAUGAAGUCGAGGCCGCAGAGCUCGUCACUCGACUUUCCAAGUCAGCAAUCGACCUCAAUUUACCAUCGGUAGUAGCAGAGCUCUCCCAAGCUCAGACCACCGCUACUGCUACUGUUGAAGAAGAUAUGGUUCCCGAGGCUCGCCCUGUCAUCAAAGACUCUGAUAAAACUGUUCCUUUCAAUCUUUUUACCCUUCGGAAACACCUGACGAGUACUGCUCUUGCUCGUCGUGUCAUUCCUACCGAUAUGAAUGCACGUCAAAAGUUGCUCGAAGAUAGCGUGUUCGAUGCUGCCAAAGAGCGUCUAGCGCGUCAGAGUGAACUGUUUGAGCGUUUUAACCUGCAAAGUAAUGUCCUCCAGCAGCCUGAUCUCCAACGUUGGAUGUGGCAAUGGCAUCUUCUUCUGACAGAUCGACUUCAGCGUGAAAUCACGGAAAUUGAGCGAACGGAAGCAUUGCGGGCUCCGGGUCUAUCGCAAUAUACCUCUCGCCGAAUGUCAGACCUUGCGCCCUACCUCUCUACCGUCAAACCAGAUCGCCUCAGUCUCAUCACCAUUGUCGAGCUCAUGCGACUCCAAGGCACUGGUGGCAUCGCCGAAGGGAUGAAGACAACCCGUGCACUGGUUAGCAUCGGAAAAGCCGUAGAAAGCGAAUAUAAAUCCAGCAUUUGUCGACGAAACCAGAUUGACAUUCCGAUAUCCAACGCACCUUUGGAUAGCUUCACGAAUAUGGGCUAUAAACAUUUACAACAAAGGCGUGUUCUGGCAGCCAAGUUUUCUUUGGACAAUGAAGGCUGGUCUGCACCGUGGACUCAAACGAUUCGCAGUCAAGUUGGCUCAGUGCUGGUCGAAUGUCUAUUAGAUGUUGCUCGCGUCACCCGAACGGCGGUCAAUAAAAUUACUGGCGAGUCUGUUCAAGAAGAGCAACCUGCGUUUUAUCAAGGCUACGAGUACCAACGUGGCCAAAAGCUCGGUGUGCUAAGACUCAACCCAAUCGUUGCAGAUAGACUGGCCAAAGAUCCAAUGCCGCUCCAUCCUCGACAUCUCCCCAUGCUCGUGCGACCCAAGCCAUGGAUAGACUUCAACGAUGGUGGUUACCUCAACUCAAAGAGUAACGCUAUGCGAUUCAAAGACUCGGUUGAGCAACGAUCUUACCUCAAGUAUGCGGCCGAGAAUGGGCACGUAGAGCUUGUUUUCCAAGGAUUAGACGUCCUUGGGAGCACACCAUGGCGAAUCAAUAGACGCAUAUUUGACGUUGUGCUCGAAGUCUGGAAUUCGGGGAAACGAUUAGGGAAGAUGCCUCCUGAGGUUUACGAUGAACCUGAACCUGAACCAUUUGAUGGCGAUGAGACGGAUCUGGCUCAACGCAACAUCCAUUUGGUGCGCCAACGCAUGUUUAACCAAGCCAAAGCGGCGAAUCACAGUGAUCGAUGCAGCGUCAACUACAAGAUCGAGAUUUCACGCUCCUUCCUUAACGAUGUAUUCUACCUUCCUCACAACGUCGACUUCCGCGGACGCGCAUACCCAAUCCCUCCUCAUUUGAAUCAUAUUGGAGACGAUCUCUCACGUGGGCUGCUCAUGUUCGCAGACAAAAAGCCGCUUGGUGAACGUGGCUUUCGCUGGCUCAAAAUUCAUCUGUCUAAUGUUUAUGGCUUCGACAAGGCCAAUUUCGACGAUCGCGUCAAGUUCACAGAAGAUCAUCUUGAUGACAUCUAUGACUCGGCAUUGAAUCCACUCACUGGUCGAGCUUGGUGGCAGAAGGCGGACGAUCCGUGGCAAUGUCUUGCCACGUGCGUAGAGCUCCAUGCUGCUAUCGAAAGCGGCGAUCCAUUGGCUUACAAUUCAGGCCUUCCAGUACAUCAAGACGGGACUUGUAAUGGGCUUCAGCACUAUGCAGCCCUUGGUGGCGAUGAACAAGGUGCCCAGCAAGUAAACCUUGUGCGAACCGAUCGACCCAGUGAUGUCUAUUCGUUUGUUGGUGCAAUGGUAGAGAAAAGUUUGGCCGAGGCUGCCGCCAAGGGCGACCCUACGGCUAUUCUACUCCAAGGCAAAAUAACACGCAAAGUGGUCAAGCAGACCGUCAUGACCACUGUCUAUGGGGUCACAUUCAUUGGAGCCCGCGAACAGAUCGAGAAGCAGUUACGGGACGUGAAGGGGAUUCCGGAUGAACAAGUAUGGGUUGCGGCUUCAUUCUUGGCGAAAAAAGUGCUUAGUGCUAUCGGCGAUCUUUUUUCUGGCGCGAAAGGCAUCAUGAACUGGCUGAGUCUCUCUGCUCGUCUCAUUUCCAAAUCAAUUCCUGGUGAUCGUAUUCCUGAGGCUUUGGGCGAACUUCAGCACAGACGGGAUACUGGGCGAAAACCCAGAAUCAUGACGGGCUUGCCUGACGAGCAUAUCAAAAGGGAGCAGAUGACUUCUGUUGUAUGGACCACGCCCCUCGGCCUGCCCAUUUGUCAACCGUAUCGCAAGGUCGCUAAACGACAGAUCUACACAAACCUUCAAACGGUUUACAUCAGCGAUCCUGCAGCACCGGCCGAAGUCAACUCGCAGAAACAGGCAUCUGCUUUCCCCCCAAAUUUUAUUCACAGUUUGGACGCGACGCACAUGAUGCUAACAGCUAUCGAAUGCAACGUUCAAGGCCUGACAUUCGCAUCCGUCCACGAUUCAUACUGGACCCAUGCUUGUAGCGUCGACGAAAUGUCCAGCGUGAUCAGGGCAACGUUCAUUGCCUUGCAUAGCUCUGACGUACUCCAAAAGUUGCGAGAAGAGUUCAUGACACGGUACCGGGGUUUCCAAGUCCCCUUGUACCAUCUUCGAAGCCCUACUCUCAUCAAGAUGUUACGUGCUGCCGGUUCGCGGAUACGGGUGACGCCAUCUCAAGCCAAAAGUCUUCAUUCCCUACGAGACAUCCUCGAAGUGACUGAGACCGAUUCCGCCGUCGCAACAAAGAAGGUCUACGACCAAGACGCACUCACAGAGAUGUUAGCCGAUUUGGGAGACUCUUUGGAUGAGAGUGAUACCAUGGACGAAGCCCCUGAAGCGAAGAAACCUCGACGAAGAAGGAAGAAACAAGUUUCUGACGAAGAGUUCAUAGAGGACCUCGUCGAUCCACUGGAAGUAAAGGCGGACAAGAAGCGGAAGGAGAAGGCACUCGCGAUGACCCAACUGAUGGGUAAAUUUGUUGACCUGACAGAUCUCCUACCUCCCCUUCCAGAAAAAGGUAGUUUUGACGUGAAAAGCAUCAAAGACUCGCCAUAUUUCUUCUCAUAG